ACCAAAGCUUCAACUUUCCCCAUCUCGAAUUGCUAUUCCAAGCCGCCACUUUAAUGCCUGUCGGUCUACUCGACAUACCGAAAUUACGAAUAACCAAGGGUUGCCAUAACACAUCUCGAGUAGAAUUGGUAGUCGAGCACUAAGCUCCCAGCGAAAAUGGCAUCUCGACUGCCAGCCCGCUGGGCAGCCUCCCUCACCAAGAGUUGCUUGCUGGGCAACACCCGAGUCCUUAUUACCGAGAGCCAUACACUCCUCCCUCGAACUACCAAGCGCGGCGUCAAGUAUGGCUGGUCGACGGCCAACCCGCGCACAAAACCCACGCGCUUCAAUCAACAGAGCUCCGGUCUGCCCGCGCCCACGACGGGCCCCGCAGCGGCCCUAGAGCGCAAGGCGAUGUCGACGCCCCUGCGGACUGGUAUCCUGGCUACCAAGAAGGGCGUCUCGGCCAUGUACAGCGCGAACGGCAAGCGCACACCUUGCACAAUCCUGCAAAUGGACCAAGUGCAAGUCGUUGCUGUGAAGACCCGCGCCAAGAAUGGCUACUGGGCUCUCCAGAUCGGCUGUGGUCAGAAGGAGGCCGAUAACGUCACUGCGCCGCAACUGGGCUACUUCGAGGCUAAGGGAAUUGCGCCCAAGCGCCACCUCUCCGAGUUCAAGGUGCGCGGCCAGGAGGGACUGCUGCCCGUCGGCGUGCAGCUCCAACCGGAUUGGUUUAAGGUCGGUCAGUUCGUCGAUGCGAGGAGUAAUAGUCGAGGUAUGGGGUUUGCGGGUGGUAUGAAGAGGCACGGCUUCGCUGGUCAGGAGGCCAGCCACGGUAACUCCAAGAAUCACAGGACGAUCGGUACGUCGGGUCCCAGUCAGGGCGGUGGUUCGCGUGUGCACCCAGGCAAGAAGAUGCCGGGGCGUAUGGGUGGCGAGAGGGUCACCAUUCAAAACCUGAGAGUGCUGAAGGUAGACAACGAGACGGGCAUCGUGGUGGUGAACGGGCACGUGGCAGGGCCUAAGGGCUGCAUAGUGAAGCUAGCCGACGCUGUCAAGAAGGAUCCGCCAGCUGAGACGUUCAUCGAGAAGGCUAGGAGGUUGAUGCUAGAGCGGAAUCCAGACCACGAGGCGCAGUUACAAGAAGCACGGGAAACACAUCUAAACUUAAAGGGGAUGAGGAAGGAGGGCAAGAUAGGAGAUGCUGUGGCGUUGGCGGCUGCAUUGUAGAAUAUAUACUACAUUUGUACCAUAUACAAUGAUGAUGUACACGUCUCUCGAUCCUAAUAAAGAUCAUAAUGAAGAGUAUGGCUGGCGUUGCGGAUCGUCCACUCUGCCGACUUGUACGCUGCCUUCUUCGU
Messenger RNA from Daldinia decipiens, 1340 nucleotides. Its product is annotated as translation protein. NCBI's taxonomy places the organism in Eukaryota, Fungi, Ascomycota, Sordariomycetes, Xylariales, Hypoxylaceae. Bases 157 to 1209 code for a protein of 350 amino acids. Gene Ontology annotation, biological process: translation. Gene Ontology annotation, cellular component: mitochondrial large ribosomal subunit; ribosome. Gene Ontology annotation, molecular function: structural constituent of ribosome. The record is from RefSeq and is a predicted model, not a curated record. The transcript has a single exon.